This is a messenger RNA of Electrophorus electricus (electric eel), 3393 nucleotides long. RefSeq names its product CASP8 and FADD-like apoptosis regulator a (gene cflara). Gene Ontology annotation, molecular function: cysteine-type endopeptidase activity; protein binding. The record is from RefSeq and is a predicted model, not a curated record. Lineage: Eukaryota; Metazoa; Chordata; Actinopteri; Gymnotiformes; Gymnotidae. Gene Ontology annotation, biological process: regulation of apoptotic process; proteolysis.
UUUAGUGGCAGCAGCUACUCCUGCUCUCUGAUAUUUUCGAUAUCAAUUCUUUAAUAUCAUAAGCGAAAGUUGUCUUAAAUGUCUUGAAUGGACUUCCUACAAAUCCUACCGCUGAAUGAGCCAUAUUUUUUAUCCUGACUUUCCCUGCUGGGCGAUGGGCGUAUCCGGUCAUUUUAUUUCCUUCUACGUUUCGUUUUGGACUGAAGGUGUAAUCAGCCAAUGAAGUUUGUGUGGAAUGCCAGAAGAGCAACUGAUGUUUUCCCAUAGAGCUACUGAGCUACUGUCAGACCUCUCUACACCAUAACCAAGCUAUUGUCAGACACUUUUACACCCUAACCAUGCCAUUGUAAGACCCCACUAAGUAUUAAUUCCAAAACACCCCUUCAUCUUAACCAAGCUACUGUCAAACCCCUCUACACUGUAACCAAGCUACUGUAAGACCCAGUUUAUUUCUAUGACCCUACUCUACUGCUAAAAGGGUGUAAUCAGCCGAUGAUGCUUGUGUUGAAAGCCAGAAGAGCAACUGAGGUUUUCCCAUUGAGGCUGGAUUCUUGUUGUUUAUACUGCUACAUCCACAGCACACAGAGGCUAAAAUGGCUGAGGUUUCUCUAAACUAGUGUGACUGCAGCUCUCAAGGGCCAAAUGGUGCAAUGGCAGACAGGUUUUCUAUACUGGUCAACAAUGUGGCUGAUGCCCUAAGCAAAGAGGAGUGUAGGACCCUGCUGUACCUGUGCUCUGACCUCCUUUCAGGGGAAUGUGUGGAGGAUUUUCCACUAGCUCUCCUCACAUUAGCAACAAAUACACAUACAGGCCAGUCACAACCUGAUGCCAACAUCCUCAUGGAACUCUUGUUUCAACUGAAACGCUUUGACAUUCUGAAGAGGGUUCUAGGGACCAGUAAGCAAGAGGUGGAACAAAGGCUAAGAGAUGGUGGUUUUCUUUCAAAAUACAGGGUUCUGAUGAUGGAGCUAGGUGAGAAUCUGGAUGCAGAAGAAUUAAACUCGUUCAUUUUCCUUAUCAGAAGCACUGUGCCGAAAGGCAUACUGGACCGAGCUAAAAGUUUUCUUGAUGUUGUUGUGGAACUGGAGAAGUUGGAUGAAGUGUCAUGUGAGAAUCUUGGGCUUGUUGAAGAAUGUUUGACGAACAUCCGGAGAGUAGACCUGGCUAAAAGGGUCCAGCAGUUCCAGAGAGGUCAACAUGUGCAAGUCUCCCAAAAUCCAGAGCAGAUUGGCACAAAGUCUAGUCUUGGACUAAAUCAUAGCCAACAACAAGGACAUGCUCAAGCAUUUGAAACCCUGAAGACUUCAAUACCUGAAAGUGGAAUGCAGUACAUACAGGGCACUGGGGAUGAUUAUAACAUCAACUGUGAGCUCCGUGGGCUCUGUGUGAUUAUCGACUGUAUUGGCUGUGAUGGAGUGUUGCUGAAGCACACAUUUGAACAGCUUGGUUUUCAAGUGUUUCUGCACACCAUGCUGACUGUGGAAGAAAUGCAUUCAGUGCUGAGGACAGUCAGCCAGCAAAGGGAUCUCCAGUGGGCUGCUGCUUUUAUCUGCUGCCUGUUGAGUCGUAGCUCAGACACCCACCUGCUGGCCACGGACCCCUGUGGCCCGGGCCUGCUGCUCACAGGCCUGUUGCAGCUGUUCAGCCCAGUGCAGUGCCCACUGUUGCGUGGCAAACCCAAGCUCUUCUUCACCCAGAGUUACAUUGUAGCAGGGAACCAGUCAGGUCAAGGGCACAACGACCAGUAUUUGGAAACAGAUGCUAUGCCAAUUGGAGGUGUUCCCAGGCGGACUGCUGAGUGGGAAGAUGUUCUGUGGAGCAUGUGCAAGACAGGGGCGUGGCUACUAGAGAGACAGGACCACCAGUCAUUUUACCUGCAAGCACUAAGCACUGCACUGCUCCAAGCACGCAGCAGGAGGCUUCAUAUAUUGGACGCUCUUACAAAGAUGAACAGAGACGUAUACGAGCAUAACCAGAAGAAUCCAGAUAAAACUUAUAACAUUACACUCAGCCACACACUACGGAAAAGUCUGUACCUGUAAUGAUAAAUAGAUAGAAUGACAGAUAGAACGAUAGAAUGAUAGAAUGUUAGAUAGAUAGAUAGAUAGAUAGAUAGAUAGAUAGAUACAUACAUACAUACAUACAUACAUACAUACAUACUCACUUUAUUGAAUCCAAAGGAAAUGUACCAACUAGUAGCAUAGUACACAACAAUAAAAUAUAGAUAAGAAGCACACCAAAGUAGACACAAAAAAACAGAAUGAUAUGGAAUACCAGGUACCAUCAGGUACCCUAUUCCCCAUAUACAGAGAGUAAAUGCACAGUGUACAGAUUUACAUAUGUGUGCAAAUAGGCGCUAUUGCAAUAGUAGUAUAUAGUCUAGAUAAACUGUGUUCCAGGGCAUUUAACUUCCCAAAUGUCUUUGACAAGCUGUGAGGUAUGCCUCCUAUGAUGGUGUAUUAGGUACAGUACUCAUUUUAUAUGCACAAAAUAGGUAUCUGUACAGUCCUAUAUGUACAGUACUCAUAUACACAUAUACUUACUAUAUGUACAGAUAUUUAUACAGCAGCAGCCAUAUAUAUAUACACACACACACACACACACACCAUGGGGAACUACGAUCAGCUGCCCACGAUCAGGGUAUUCUGACAUGUUUGAGGGAGUUACUUAAUGCUAAAAAGAGAUGCCCCAUAUGUAUUUAUGUUUGACCAUCAUCCUCCCCUCCCAUACACCCCCAAUAGGAAGGGUUAAAGAGCCAGAGAGAUGGCUCUUGUGAAAAAAGAUCUACUAAAUCUACUGGUUGAGCAGCUGUGUGACAGCAUCCUCCUACCGAACUACCGAUCUAUCUAUCUCUCUCUCUCUUAUCCAUGAAGUAGCAGUGCAGAGGAGCUUGUCAUUGUCCAUGAAGUGCACUCCAUGAAGUGCAGUUUACACUUAUGCACUACAGACCCUCUCCUUCUUAAGUUCAAAUAAGCUGAUUUAACUGCUCCCAGCUUGUAUAACACUGCCAGAUUUGUUUGUUUGUUUGCUUCUUAUAAUUUAUUUUGAUAUAUUUAUUUACAUCUUUGAAAGAAUCUUAAGAAUUGAAUUUAAAAUACGGCAUACAGACAUGAAAGAUUUUCUGCAUAAAGAAAAGGUACCUAAGAAAAUAAAUGAGUUAGGCAGUAUUGUAGUUAAAUUUCAUUUUCUGAAAUGGUGAACUUUUGUGUGUAGAUAUAUACAUCUAUUUUUAUGCAAGUCAUAUUUGGCAGCUAAUAUUAAUCAGUGACUAAUUAUCAGCUAUUAAAUAUCUGUUAUGGUGUUUCUAACUUGUAUCUAGUAGUUAUAGCAGUAAGACCAAGUGUCUAUUUUACCUUUUUAUACAUAUUCAAAAUAAAGGUAAACGUGAAGGUA